GGGGGGCUCGGUUGCGCCAGAGGUCCUCGAGCGAUGCCAGUCGGGGGUCGCAGGGUUCACGACCUUCGCGGGGUUCCGCGAGCUCGUCAGCGACGAGCAGGUGGACAGCAACCUCGUCGACUACUUCAACCAGCCGUACUUCAGGGGUUGGGGCGCCAAGAAGGGGGGGCAGAUCCUGGCUGGCCUCGUGUGCCCAGCGCCAGAGUUCCCCCGUUUUGGUGUCCGCCAGCUCCCCCGGGCUUGCCGCUGCCUGAAGGGCUGGAUGCGGCGGGCGCUGGGCCGCUGCCGCCGCGGCUGGCUGCUGGCCUCGCGGGCGGGCAUCGGGUGGUGCGGGGUUGCUUGCAGAGGGCGGCCCCCUCCCAGCUACCGGGCCGCGGCGAGACUGGGCUGAGCGACGUCUGCGUCGCGCCGGGCCCCGCGCGUCUCCAGUUCUUGGCGCCGAUCGACAAGACAUUAAGCGCAGGGCAGCAACGACGAGCUGG
Prorocentrum cordatum is the source of this 482-nucleotide messenger RNA. The record is from the annotation of a GenBank genome assembly. NCBI's taxonomy places the organism in Eukaryota, Dinophyceae, Prorocentrales, Prorocentraceae.